UGUUCACAAACAAAAACAAAAAUAAAGGCUGUAGGUUCGUGUUUCUCCGGCCAGUCACACAUUCGAGCAGCACCGGAGAACUGUCAGUCCUUCAGGUCGUGGCAGCGAGGCAGCGUCGCGCGGCGAGUGAGCGGAGAAAGAAGACGGUUCCUCCGGGCUCCCGUCGAGAAGUAGCCUGACUGACUGAAGCUCGCUCACGGCUACAGGUAGCUCCUCUCCGGCGAAGAGCGCCAGAGCACGGGUCAUGCCGGUUUCUCCGGACGGAGGGCGAGCCGUGUUCCAGUGCUGCUAGUUCUCCGUGAGCCGAUUUCGCUCCGCGUCCGCCGGACCGGGAACCAAGGGGGGCGGACGGCCAUGUCCCGAAGAAAGCAGAGCAAGCCCCGCCAGAUCAAACGUUCUAUUGGAGAUCUUGACGGAGGUGAGGAGAAUCCACCUGAUGAUGUCAGUCUCUCAGGAGAGGAGGGUGGAGUGUCAGAUCAGGACGACUCAGCGGAGUGUGAUGGCUCCAGUCCCUCCUUUGCACCUCUUUAUAAUGAAGAACCGACAACACACAAGUCUCCAGGCACGCCAGACACUGGUGAGGAAGAUGAGAAGGGGCGGAAGCGCAGCAGUGAGGAAGAAGAGCAGAUGGAAGAGGACGAGGAAGUGGAGCCAAACUGGAAUGGGCCAGAUGAUUUGGAGCUGAGUGAUGGGCCGGAAGACCCUAAGGUUGUGGCCCAUAGGGACCUGUUGGUGGACACAGUGUGGGGACCUUUCUCUGGAACCAUCCAAUCAGUCGAGGCUUCUGACGGAACAUCCAAUGAGAGCCCUGCGCUGACUCUCAUGUGUGAGGACGCUGACUGCUGGCUUACUAGGAUUCCUGUGACCUCAUCUUCUUCAGAGGCAAACUGCACAAUUUACAGUAAAGGUGAUGAGGUGUUCUGUAAGCUCACUCAGGAGCUCUGCAGUGGAGAAGCUUUAAUGGCCACACUGUCCUGGCCCGUCAUGGAGCGGCAGUCCACCACACAAACUGAUAACACACCAGUGAAGGAGGAGCCUGCAUACCCAGCAGCUCUGCCCUCAGAAAUCCAGCUUCUCCCACAGCAGGCUGGAAUGGCCGCCAUCUUGGCAACCGCCGUUGUUAACAAGGACAUUUUCCCAUGCAAAGACUGUGGGAUCUGGUACAGGAGUGAGAGGAACCUGCAAGCGCAUCUCAUGUACUACUGUGCAAGCCGACAAAAGCAGAAGGCCACUGCGUCCCCUCCACAGGAGAAGCCCAAAGACUCCUACCCCAACGAGAGGGUUUGUCCCUUCCCUCAGUGCAAGAAGAGCUGCCCUAGUGCCAGUUCUCUGGAGAUCCAUAUGAGGACACACAGUGGUGAGCGUCCGUUCGUGUGCUUGAUUUGCCUAUCUGCAUUCACCACCAAGGCUAACUGUGAGCGCCACCUUAAGGUGCACACUGACACACUAAAUGGUGUGUGCCAUGGCUGCGGAUUCGUCUCCACAACACGGGACAUCCUCUACAGCCACCUGGUCACCAGUCACAUGGUGUGUCAACCUGGCUCCCGCAGCGAAGUCUACUCCCCUAAACUGCCGCUGGCCUCAGCAGGCUUGAGCCCUGGAGACUCUGGCAUAUUAUUAAAGUGUCAGGUGUGUGGCUUUUCGGCAGACACCCCUGCCCUGCUUCAGCAGCACGUCCACACCCACCUAGAGGUCAGGGUACCUGCUGAAAGGAGUCCCACACCUCGCCAGAGCAGUCCUCCUACAUCAGAGCUCCCAGAGCCCCAGGACCGAGAGCCAGCAGCCAGCGUGCCCAGGCCAGACUCCUCCAGCCCUGGGGCCAACGGUGGCUCAGCUACCUCCCUCGGCUGUAGCCCUCCAGACCAGCUGAAGAUCAAAGAGGAGCCAUGCUCUGACUCUGAAAGCGAAGCAAGGGGUGGAGAGCAGGAUGGUAAUCACUGUGCAAACACUGUGGAGCGAAGCUCUCCUCAUCCUACCUCACCUAAGAGCCCCUCAUCUAUUGCAGUGAAGGCAGAGCCAGCCAGUCCCACUCCAGGCUCUAGCCCUGUCCAUGUAGGAGCAGGGGGAUCCAUGUUACCUGGCGGGGCUGUGUUUCUGCCACAGUACCUCUUCAGCCCUGAGGCUGCCAUAAUGCCCCAGGCAUCUGAAAUCCUGGCCAAGAUGUCAGAAAUGGUUCACAGCAGGCUGAAGCAGGGUCAAGGCCCUGCAACUGGACAGCAAGGCUUCUACCCUGCAGGCUCUCCGGCCAGCGUCCACAAGGGGGCGACAUGCUUUGAGUGCGACAUCACCUUCAACAACAUCAACAACUAUUAUGCUCACAAGAGACUCUACUGCUCCAGCAGGCACCCGCAGGGGGAAGUGGCAGGCCUUGCAAAGGAUAGCCCAGUGACCACAGCUCCCCAUUCAAGUCAUGAUGCCUCUCCACAGGCUAGACCAGGUAGUCGCGCAGCCUCAGCUUCUCCAAACUACUCUGACUCAGCAGCAGCUGGCCCAGCAACUGAGGCGAAGCCGACCGAGGUUAAGAGCGAGACUCCAGGGCUGAAGGACACAGCCUGUUCAUCUUCAUCUGAGGGCGAAGGCGGUGUAGGGGGCAGGGCAAGUGAGGGCAGCCAAAGUCCGAGCGGCUCUGCUGAAGAUCUGGAUGAGGAUCCCACUCGUACUUUCUGUAAAGCUUGCAACAUCCGCUUUAGCAGGCACGAGAACUACAUUGUGCAUAAGCGUUUCUACUGUGCCUCACGCCAUGACCCUUCUAACCACCGGGCCCAGGUUGGAAAGGCUGCCUUUCUGCCACAACCUAUCCGCACACGCAAGCGCAAGAAGAUGUACGAGAUCCAUAUGGCACGAAAUGAGGCGCUGGCCACUGCUGCCGCCCUCUCUGCAGCGCAAGGGAUAUCAGUAAAACAGGAGGGUGCCAGCACCCCCCCCGGGCCAUCUAUGGCUUUGGUGUCCACCUCUGCUCGCAGUUCUAGCCCAGAAGGUGAUGGCCCCAUUGACCUGAGCAAGAAACCUCGCCUGCGAGAGACCCCAAGAGGGAGUAGCAUCACAGCAUUGCCCCUCACGGAUUACCACAAGUGUACAGCUUGCAGCAUCACUUUUAAUAGCAUUGAGAAUUACUUGGCCCACAAGACGUACUACUGCCCAGCCACCAGCUUACAACCCCACACCCUGGAGCAGCUGCACCGCAUAAAGAGACCUGCCUCCACUUCACCCAAGAACCGAGCUCCUGACCUGCAUCCUGACACCAAGGCCCAACAAACCGGGAAGCCUACAGUGGUCCCUCAUGCCUCUGUUUCACCUAGCGUAGAGUCUAGUCCUCAUUCUGUAUCUGGUGUGAAGGCUCCCAGUACUUCCCCCGUGGUUUGUCCUUACUGCCCUCCUAACCGGGCAGUGACCUCUGACCUGAUGGAGCAUUUCAGGACGGCUCAUGGCCUGGUCCUCGCCUUGCAGCAGCAAUCUGAGGCCCAGCCAGCUGGCACUAGUCCCAGCCACAGCCUUAGUCCUCGUGAUGGAGCCCCACUAACCCCUCCCAAACCAAGCCCCAGGCCCAGGAAGGACAGUGUAAAUGGUCGGAGCAGGAGGGACCCUUCCUCUCCCUCCUCACCGCUGCUUAACGGAAGUGCUGUUGGAGUCCAUUCAGCAGGUACGGGAUCUCCUAAAGCAGCUCCCCCUGCGCUCUCACCCACAGGCUCUAUCCCUUUGACUGUGUCACCUGUGCCUGAAGGCUUGAGAGAGGUGGGGUCACAUGGCCACACCCCCACUCCUUUGCUCCUCUCAGAAAACGUGCUAAGCCACACCCAUGCAGCCCCAGGCACGCCCAAGGCAGCUGUUGCCACACCUUUGCAAAAUGGGAACACUCGCUACUGCCGGCUGUGCAACAUCAAAUUCAGCAGCCUGUCCACCUUCAUCGCACACAAAAAAUACUACUGCUCCUCCCACAGUGCUGAACAUGUCAAGUGAGCUUGCCUGUCAUACCAUUACCCUCAAAUCUGCAAGUGCCAAGUGCUACGCCUACAAGUGGCAUGGCCCCACCUGAUCCAGACAGUGUAUGAAAGUGGGACUGUUACUAACCAGGCACUGAGGUUGCCAUGGCAGGCCUGCUGUUCCUGGUAUUGUUACUAUGGUAACUUAUUGCUCAUUAUGGGUCAAGUUUGUAUUACACUAAAAGAUGAGACAUGCUACCUGCACGCAGAAGUGUGCCCCACUGACCUAUGCCCACUGCAACCCUCCUUGUUCACAUUUGAGUUUAACCCACAUAUGAUAUGUACUAAUGGGACACUAGAUGUUGCUUUUUUCCCAUCCAUUAAUUCACUUUCAUAAGAUUUGUUUUAAUCACUCAUGCAUUUAAUACUGAUUUUGAUUUUGUUCAAUGGCAGUAUUGUACAUCUGUGACCCAUUGUAGUUUUCCUGAGCCUUUAAUAUUUGUGAGCAGUCACUGAUUUGGGGAAAUUCUGCCCCCUAGUAGAGAUGUGUAACUCAUUAGGCCUCUCAAUUUCAUGAUGUGCUAAGAGUUUCUUGUCCAUACACUGAAUCAUCUUACAUGAGAAAAAAACAGAGUAGCUCAAUAGAUACUUUGGUAAAGUUACCAGUUUGAGGUGGAAGAUUUUGAAGAAGGGAAAAUGUGAACUUAUUUAUCAUUUGAGUCCUCACUUAUUUCACUUCCACAGAAUACUACCUACUGUCUUUAUAAGAAAAAAAGAUUUAUAUUUUUGUUUGAAUUUUUUUUCAUACUGUCCAUAGCAACCAUUUCAAGCUAAGUGUGUUGUAUGUUCUUAUUUCUUAAGCAUAGAUAUGUGUCUUUUCACAGUAAUCGUUGGGACACUGAGUACUCCUCUUCACAAUUGUCAGCGUUGCUUUUGUCUGAUUACUAAGUGUCGGUAUAGUGCAAGAAAGAGUGCACAGUGUUCUUUCCCAGUAUUUGCUCCAUGCAUCGGGUCAGAGGUUUAAUGCAAGGUGGGUGAGAGCACCAGUCCAAUAAGAAUCUUUAUGGAGGACUGUCUUAAGAGAGAUGGGAUAAGGGCUGAGAACAGAUGAAUUACCUUUACUCUCUCUGGUCACUACUCUCUGCCUCUAACCCACCUUCCCUGAAAACAGCAACAUUCCCAGCCCUGUCGACCUGCUGAUAAACUGCUGUCUGUACUGUGUUAUAGACACCCUUUAUUGUCAAUGACAAAUCUGGAGUGGUGUGUGACUUUAGGGCACCUUUUUUCACCCUUUUUUUAAAUGAAGUUUAGCAUGGUAAACAUACAUUGCAGAUUUCUCUUGCAGACUGUAAAAUGAUGCUGAAAGCUACUGACAUAGUGUGAAACUGCCUCACACAUUUGCAUUUCUUUUUAUGGUGAGUCAGACUGGCAUCCCAGUGCAAACCCCUCAAUUCUUGCUCUCUCUGACUCGUUUCCUGUUCAUCUGUAGGAGUAUGUAAUUUGGAAGGAGCAGCGUUGUGCAAUCUUUCCUCCUUGAACAGGCUCCCUUGGCAAAGCCUUAAUGAAGACUCAAGUCAGUAUGUCUGAAAGAGCGUGUCACGUUCCAGAAUACUCCCCCACCCAGUGUCACACGCCAAGUGGACCUCCUUUCCGUUACUAGUGGCGUUUCCCAUUUCCAGUGUUACAAAAAACCACAGACCACAGACUCUGUGGCAAGAGCAGGCAAGAUUCCUCUGUGCUGUCGUGGGUUUGAAAAGGUGCUGCACCAGUCAUACUUCACACAGGACUGUUUACGAUUCCUUUGUUUUCUUCAUUGGCUAACAGUCAUAUUCAUGAGACCAAUGCUGAAAGACCAUUUUUAACUUUCUGAUUCCCCUUUUUAUUGCACUGUGUUGUACAAAAAUGCUGAAUGUUUUAGUUUUAGAAGCUUUUUUUUGUAUUGUAUUUAUGUUUUUACAGCACUUUUCUUUGUCCAAACGUACCCCUGAAGGACUUGCUGAUGAAAACAUUUUAACUCAACCUAAGGUUAAGAUAUUUUGUGAAUAAUUACAAAUGUUGUUGGAAAAAUUAUGAAUGUCAGAUCUUUUUCCCUUCUUUAAUUUUUUUUUUUUUUUUAUUUCAAUCUCUAUGAAAAGUUCCACUACACAGUUGUACAAACUAUGCAUGGGAAAAUAAAGAGUCCUGGAGGACAUUUAAAGUGCAAAGCCCUGCCCACUUCUACUCUCUUAACUCAGCAUGGACAGGGGUGCAUUCAGUCGUAAACUUCAGAUCCUUAAUUAAAUGAACAAUUGUUUCCGCCAGAAAUGAUCUAACAUGAUUAAACUAAAUUGUUUUGUCUCUUUUAA
This is a messenger RNA of Colossoma macropomum (tambaqui), 6265 nucleotides long. RefSeq names its product zinc finger protein, FOG family member 1 (gene zfpm1). The coding region runs from base 355 to 3957 and encodes 1200 amino acids. The record is from RefSeq and is a predicted model, not a curated record. The transcript has 9 exons. Gene Ontology annotation, cellular component: nucleus. Lineage: Eukaryota; Metazoa; Chordata; Actinopteri; Characiformes; Serrasalmidae. Gene Ontology annotation, molecular function: RNA polymerase II-specific DNA-binding transcription factor binding. Gene Ontology annotation, biological process: erythrocyte differentiation; positive regulation of transcription by RNA polymerase II; negative regulation of transcription by RNA polymerase II.